CCACUUCAAUUUCUAUUUAAUUAUUUACUCUGCUUUUCUCUUCGCCUGUACUUUGUUUUUUUGCCGGUAGUAAACAUCAUCGAAUACCUUUGUUUCUUUGUUCGAUCUCUGACCCUCCGACCAAAUUACUGAUGCCUAUCGAUAUAAAAGCCACGACGCAAAGCUGUCUUUUCCAGAAGAGGAAGCGACAUUACUCAGCAGAAAGAGCUUCUAAACUCAAGCUCAGGAGACAUGAUGUGUAUGCAAAUCAGUCAGCGGAUAAAAAAGAAAUGCUUUUAGCACAACGACGAUCAAAAAAUAUUGAGUCGACAAGCCAAGGUCUCUUGUUUGAACAUAUUGAAGUAGCAUCAUCUUCUGAAACUGCCGCCGAGUUACCUAGACAGAGAAUACUAACAAUAGGGGAAUCAUGUUGCCUUGAUGAAAAAGCCGAUAAAUCUUGCGCGGACGACACAACAGUUUGUUCUAACAAAGGGAAGAAUAUAAUUGGCUCCGUUUCUGUAUUCGAAUAUGGUUCCACAUCAAAUCCACUCGAUGAACGGCGUGAUCCCGAGGUAUCCGUUGUCAUAAAAAGAGUCUUAUUUAUCUUUCAGGAUAUCAUAACCAAAAAUAUUGUAGAGGCAACAAAGACUACUGCUGUAAAUUAAUGGGAAUGGAGACAACUAAUGAGAGUGCUCACUUAGAAGAAACUGGAAGACUUGAAAUGAAUGUUCGAUUCGGUAGCUCCACAAUCUCAAAGCAGUGGAGAAUACAUUCUUCAUGGUUAUUAGUAUUUAAAUCAGACUAUUCUUUUUUAGAAAUAUGUUGUUCUUUUUUAUUAUUUUGGUGUAUGAUUUUAUUGAGUUUUAAUUGAGAAUUUUUAUGUGGGCCUUCCAUUAAGCAUUAGUUGUGAUUGUAAUGUCUAGAGAUAUCUUGAUAUAUCCGAGGAUGGGGGUUGGUUGAGUUGGUGAAAAGAAAAAGUGAACCAUGUGUCAAAUUUUGAUGACCGAAGAAGAACCCAAGUAGUUAAAUAAAUAUAGCUUGUAUCUCUUUCUGAUGCACUUCUCUUUCCCAGAAAGAAGACGUGUGAUUAAAUGUUAUCUGUACUUCUAUUUAAAGUGAAAGAUUUUAAACCUAGCAUGAACAUUGGCUAACUACAUCCUGGCUAAGAAAAAAAAGGCAUACCUUGUUAAUUGAAAGUUAUAAAGAAUGUUAUCAAGUUGACAAUAAAUAUUUUAUUACCUUUGCCUAUUAGUUGAGUGUGAGCACAUAUAAUGCAGGAUCAUACAUUUUAUUUAAAGCUAAUAAUGAAGUCAUCCCGCCUAAUUCGUAGUAUUUUAUUCAAUGGUUAUAUAUACUUAUCUUUUUGUUCUUUUCGCUAAGUAUAUAUACUUCUCAGAUCUUAUUGCUACUAUGAACAAAAUAAGUCUGGCAGGCAAAUUGGUUACUUUAGAUGCACUACAUAAGUCUGGCAGACUUACUGAGUACAAUCCUACUCGGAUUUCUAUACCAUAAAUCAAAUGUGAAUUUUAUAGAUGCACUACAAAAACUCGGUGAAAUUACAACGGUUUUUUUGUGUGGCGGUUGCUGAGAACCGCCGCAAUACUCGAUAUAAUGUUGUGGCAAUUUGAGAACUGCCAUAUUUGCAUUUGUAAAAGUGGCGGUGCCAUAGAUAAAAUUGACAUUUUGAACCGCCGCUAUAUUAAUUUUAGAUUUCAACAUAUUAUAAUCCAAGAUCUCACUCUUCCAAUUAGAACUCCCUCCUCUCACUUUCCCACCCCCAAUUUUGUCAAACCCUCUCUCCCGCCCCCAACAUUGACCAAAUCGGCGGCAUGUACACCAGAUCACCGUCGACUUCCUAUUCUCUCCUCUUAUAUUCUCUUUCCUUCCCCUCUUCUCGCCAAGGAGAUGGUGGCGUUGAUUGGGAAGAAACUAUGAAGCUUUUGGUCUCCGAUGAAGUUGCGAGGAGUUUUUUGAUGAUGUCCUCCCAUCUAAAUCAAGGUUCAGUCAGGUCCUCUCUAUUUCUCUAUGUUUUGAUUACUUAUUUAGGUGGAUCUAGGUUUUCAUUGUUGGUUCGCUUCUGCUCUGUCGAUAUAGUUGGUGAAUCUGUGCUUAGCUUGCUUUUUUUCUUCAACAAUUGUAUGUAUUCGUGUGGAUAUAGGGUUUCAUUGUUGGUUCGCUUUUUCUCUGUCAACAUAGUUGAUUGAACUGUUCUUUGCUUGCUUUUUUUCUUCAACGAUUGUACGUAUUUGCCAAAUGUAGAGUUUCAUUGUUGGUUCACUUUAUCUCUGUCAAUUAGUUAAUUGAACUGUGCUUUGCUUGCUUUUUUUCUUCAAUGAUUGUAUGUAUUUGAUGCUCUACGGAAUGGUUUCAUUUUUGGUCGUCUACUGUUAUAUCCACUAAUAGAGUUGUGUGAUUGUAUUGGCCGAAUGAUUGGAUUGCUCUUAUGUAAUUGACUGUAGUAUCAUUUUGAGUGAUGCUUCAUCUUGCAAAUGUUCUUUCACCUUGAUACUUAACAUCGAAUUCUUAAAUGGUGGAAAGUACAUGAUAUGUCUUUGAGCCAUGCAAUUGUGUAGUUACCACAGACAAACUUACAUUUGAAUUGAACUUCUGCUAGCCUUUUCAGAAAAAAGUUAUCUACUCAAUAUUUGAAGUAGAUUCUCAUGAAGGUUUUGUUACUUGUUUUCCUUGUUCAGAAGCUUGUUUUAUUAUUAGGAGGUAGUUUUUUAACAUUUGAAAAUGCUGCAAGUUUAUCUGUCAUUAUACACAACUAUUGGUUCCUUGGUCCAUCAGAUUACUAGUAGAUCCAGCAAUUUACAAGACACACUGUUCAUCUCAAGUUUGAAGGUAUCUGUUGUUUGCUUUGUACCUGAGUAGCUGGUUCAAU
This is a messenger RNA of Nicotiana tabacum (common tobacco), 2863 nucleotides long. Lineage: Eukaryota; Viridiplantae; Streptophyta; Magnoliopsida; Solanales; Solanaceae. The record is from RefSeq and is a predicted model, not a curated record.